Lasiodiplodia theobromae is the source of this 1371-nucleotide messenger RNA. RefSeq names its product FAD binding domain protein. Gene Ontology annotation, molecular function: FAD binding. Bases 1 to 1371 code for a protein of 456 amino acids. NCBI's taxonomy places the organism in Eukaryota, Fungi, Ascomycota, Dothideomycetes, Botryosphaeriales, Botryosphaeriaceae. The transcript is spliced from 5 exons. The record is from RefSeq and is a predicted model, not a curated record.
AUGUCCAAACGGACUUCUCCAGAACUCCCAAUCAUCUGGCGUAGCAGUGCUCCGGAAGCCGAGUACGAAGCUGCGCGUUGCCGUGUCUUCAAUGCAAUACACCCCGACCGAUAUCCAGACGCAAUUGUCAAACCAACAACUGUUGAACACAUUCAAGAAGCCGUGAAGCUGGCAAAGAAACUGGGUCGUCGUGUAGCGAUCAGAUCUGGCGGGCACAGCUGGGCGUGCUGGAGCAUCCGAAACGACUCGAUUCUCAUUGAUCUUAUCGACUUCAGAUUCCUGGCUUAUGAUGAGAACACCAAAGCCGUUCAGGCAUCUCCAAGCACAACGGGAUGGAUGCUAACAGAAUUCCUGACUCCAAAGGGCCGAUUCUUCCCUGGUGGACAUUGUGGAGAUGUGGCUUUGGGCGGAUUUCUUCUCCAGGGCGGCAUGGGCCUCAAUUCAAGAAGCUAUGGAUGGGCGUGCGAAUACAUCACCGCUAUUGAUGUUAUAACUGCAGAUGGGGAACUGAAGCACUGCGAUAGGUUUGAGAAUGCAGAUCUGUACUGGGCUGCUCGCGGGGCAGGUCCAGGCUUCCCGGCAAUUGUGACAAAGUUCUACAUGGAGACACGUCCGUUUCUUGGAGUGAUGAAAAAAAGCACCUACACUUAUCCCAUGGACCAGUAUGACGCGGUCAUGGCGUGGCUUCUGAAGAUUAUUCCCGUACUCAGUGAGGAUGUGGAGCCAAUUUUGGUCUCCAGCUAUCAUCCUGUCCUGCAAACACCCACCUUAAUGGUCCAAUCAACCGUCCAAGCAACCUCGGAUGCAGACGCUCUUGCCAAGUUGAAGCCUCUGAUUGAUAGCCGUCCACCUGCAGCUCUGAGCGCUGUUGACUGCGAGGAUUCCUCUUUCGCCAAAGAGUACUCUUUGCAGGACAACUUCUUCCGCCGCGGCUGCCGAGUCCUCGCAGAUGACGUGUAUCUCGACCAGAAUGCAGACAUGAUCAGUGUCUGCAGAAGAGCCUUCACGCAGCUGACAAGCAAAUGGUCCAGCGCCUAUUGGGAGCCCAUGAAUCCGGUGAGCAGACGUCCACUGCCGGAUAUGGCAUUGAGUCUCCACACCGACCAUUACAUUGCUGUCUAUGCCGUCUACGAGGAUGCUUCCGAAGACUCGUUCCAUCGCGCAUGGGUGGAUGAUUACAUUCAGGAGCUUGAGAAACACUCUUUCUGGUCUGAUGAGGCGGGGAAGAGGUUGAUGAAUAUUCGGAAAAAGUGGGAUCCCACCGGGAGGAUCUGCGGUUAUCUCACAAAGAACGACAAAUCGGGCGUUGAUGGGUUGCCAAAUGUGCUAAACAACGGAAGUGUUACAUCUGUAGGGCGGCUAAAGAUUUAG